Messenger RNA from Cottoperca gobio, 1583 nucleotides. Its product is annotated as ras-related and estrogen-regulated growth inhibitor. Lineage: Eukaryota; Metazoa; Chordata; Actinopteri; Perciformes; Bovichtidae. The coding region runs from base 115 to 711 and encodes 198 amino acids. Gene Ontology annotation, molecular function: GTP binding; GTPase activity. The record is from RefSeq and is a predicted model, not a curated record. The transcript has 8 exons.
GAGACUGAACACAGUGAGUUCAUUAUUUUACUCCUCUCCAUAUCUGGAAUUUAUUUCUACUAAAAGUUUCCAUGCAGGGGCAGCAAGCGGACUAACAUUGGACCCGACGGGAAGAUGGUUCCAGUUAAACUCCUCAUUCUGGGACCUCAGAACACGGGAAAAACAGCUCUGUGUGUUCGUUUCAUAACCAAGCGCUUCAUCGGUGAAUACGACCGUAAAAAAGAGGUCACCUACAGAUGCAGUCGGAUGGUGGACCAGGAAACUGUUGAUGUGGAGGUUUUGGAUAUAGCUUGUAAGGAGAGCUCUGCGGCCUCUCUGGAGUCUUCUAUCCGCUGGGCAGACGGCUUCCUGCUGCUCUACUCCAUCACACAACGCCUCAGCUUCCUGGAGGUCCCUCGCCUCAAGAAACUCAUCGACCAAACCAAACAGAGUCUAGUUGUUCCUACAGUGCUGGUAGCCAAUAAGGCAGACUUGGAAAUCGGCAGGGAGGUGACAACAGAGGAAGGACAGAGAUUGGCAAAGGAUUUAAGGUGCGGUUUCAGGGAGCUGUCGGUGGCUGAAGCUGUUUUGUCUGUGGAAGCUGCCAUGUUUCAGCUCAUCAGGCUGGUGUUGGAUCAGCAGCGCCCUCUGCCUGACCGUCGCUCCUACAUGCUGACUGUCCGCCACGCUCUGACCAGGAAACUGACCCGAUCUAAGACCAUGCAGUGGUGACCACAGCAAAAAAACAAUUCACCAGUUAUUACAGUGGGACAUUUGUGAAAACUGUGUGUGUUUAAUGCUCUCAUAACACUGCAGUUUUACCUCCGGACUAAUCUUAUAAUAUCAAUAUGAUAUAUUCCCUAUUGAAUCAUAGAGAUAUGUUGUAUCCCCUUCUCUCUCAGCAUGUAUGGAGGACAUUCUUUAACCUUCAGGUCUGACAGAGUUCAAGGCAUCUAAUCUAGAGCGUUUAUGCAACACUGAUGAUUUGGCUGAUUCCUAGUUGCAGCUUCUGCUUGCAAAUUAUUUAUUUAAUUAUUUUUAUACACAAUAUACCUUUGGGAAGUGAAAUACGAUACAAAGAUUGAGGUAGCUCAAAAGACACUUAAAUAAAAUUAAAUAAUGAAACUAUUGCAAAAACCAAAACAAAUUAUAAAUUAAUCAAAAUGCAGCAAAAGAUUAGGUUCUGGUCAUUUUCCAGCUGGAUUCAUGUUUGUUAAGGCCUCGGUUUCACAUUGGAUUUUGCAGGGAAAACAUUUUUAAAAAAAGACCAAAUCCCUGUAAAUUAAAAGAAUGAAGGGGACUUUUGAGUGUGAGUUUGUCUGCCAUAGAAAGUUUCAGCUAAACUCGCUGAACUUACAAAGUCUGGGAAUAAGAGCACAUGGGUGUGACCAACUAAAGUGCAGCGUUAUUUGUUGUUAUUGCAUAAUUCAAGCUCAGCCUGACGUCAUCUGGAACAAAGGUUGGAUCUGAAUGAAUUGGAGAUGGAGAAAUAUCUGUCAGCAGGUAAAGAGUUGGGAUGAGCUUCAAUAAUGGGAAAUCAAAGACAGAUGGUUUCCCUUUUCAAGUUACAUUUUAGACAAAGGGGGUUUUAGAAGACAAUAAUA